UUUUAUUCCCCCCCUGUCGACUUCUUAUUUAGGUCGGGGAACUACAUACGAUGAUAAUCAAACGUAAAAAGUGUUUAGGUUGAUAUUAAGAAUCCGGCUGAAACGCUUUUGUUUGUUGUUAAAGAAAGCUCGCGCGCUAGCCGUGAACUUCCUUCAAGCGAUUUUGAAUAAGGAAGUAGCUCAGUUAGCUUAGCUUAGCUUAGCCUAGCCUAGCCAGCUAGCUAGCUCUCGAUAUGUAAACAUCCCAAAUGGAGGGUGUGUCCGAGUGAAUAUUUUUUUUCCUGAUUAUUUUAAAAAGAAAAUUUUUUUGGGAGAAUGGGCGACGCGGCGAAAGUUCAGCGUCGGGAGCAGUUAAAACGCUGGAACGGCUCGACUACAGACCGAGAACCGGCCGCGCCGCGGAGACGCUGGCGGGAUGUAGAGGAGGAUGGACGGGAAGAUGGAGAGAAAACACGGGACGCAGACGGCCAACGACCUGGCCGGCAACACGUCAGAAGAAGAAAGCGUGUGCGAUUUGAGAGGACGGCGGAGUUCCUGGCCGUCUGUGCCAGCGGAGACACAGAGGAGGCGAAGGAGAUGCUGAAGGAGUUGCAGAUUAUAAGCAAUGGGGACAAAAUGUCUGGACAGGACAUGGUUAAUUCUUCCAACGCCGAUGGAAUCUCAGCACUGCACCAGGCCUGCAUCGACGGUAGUAUGGAGGUGGUGGUCUUCCUCUUGUCUCAAGGUGCUAACGUAAACCAGGUGGACAACGAGGGCUGGACCCCGCUUCACGUAGCAGCUUCCUGUGGGAACAUGGAAAUUGCUGAAUACUUGCUGCAGAGGGGAGCAUCUCUUAGCUUGGUGAACUGUGAUGGCGACGUACCAUUAGAUAUCGCCAAAGACGAAGCCAUGGAGGCACUAUUGCAGCAGCACACCCUGAAACAUGGUGUGGAUGUGGAGGCAGCUAAGCGUUUGGAGGAGGAGUGUAUCAUGCGUGAUGCCCGUGGUUGGCUUACAGACGGUGUGCCAGCUGACCUGUACCACCCCAGAACUGGAGCUACACCCCUUCAUGUUGCGGCUGCAAAGGGCUACCUAGAAGCCAUCAAGUUACUGUGUCAGUGUGGCCUGGACGUGUCUGCUAAAGAUGGGGACGGCUGGACUCCGCUCCAUGCUGCAGCCCACUGGGGUCAGAGUGAGGCCUGUUGUCUCCUCGCAGAGCAACUUUGUGACAUGGAUGCCUGCAGCAAUGGGGGUCAAACUCCAUUUGAUGUUGCUGAUGAAAGUGUGGAGGCCUUGCUGGAGGAAUUAUUGCAGAGACAAGCUAGUUGGCGAACCGAACAAGCCAUUAAGGAUAAACAGAAUGCUCAAGCGUCCGCAAACGGCAACACUGCCAAAAAACGCAGAAGCUCGGUGUGUAGGAUGAGCAGCCGAGAAAAGAUGAGCUUGCAGGAUCAGUCAAAGGAACGAGGAGUCUCUGGAGGCCUGGAGAUUAAUGAGGACAAAGAGAGCAGUCCUGAGGCUUCAACGGUGUCAAGUCCAGAUACAGAAAGCAUCACUACCUCCACAGUCAGCCCUGCUGACAAGACCCCUGAAGAGAAGGAAGCGGAGGAGAAAGAGCAGGAGCGAGAGAGCCGUACUGCUCGUGUUCCUCCCACGCUGCAAAGAAGCGAAUCAGCCCCAGAGAGUCCUAGCGGUCCCUCUAGUGAUGGCAAAAAAUACCAGGCUCCAGUUCGAGACGAGGAGUCAGAGUCUCAGAGAAGAGCUCGGUCACGACUCAUGCGCCAGUCACGACGCUCCACUCAGGGAGUGACCCUGACCGACCUCAAAGAGGCGGAAAAAAUCGUUAAUAGGACGUCUGAACCUCAGCCCAGUCUUCAGCCCGUCAGUCCUGUUGUCACGGUAACGCCAGCAGAGAGAGAUACAGAGCCUGGGAAGGCUGCUAGCCCAGAGGGAGACUCCAAACUGGGUAUAAAUGUGAAAGAUCGCCGUAGAGCAAGGAGAGAGAGACGAUCGACUGGCAUCGCUGCUCUUAUGGGAGAGACAGAGGACCUGGAUGCGAACGAGCCUACACGUGCAUAUGGCACCUCAAGUGACACCCAGCCAGGAGAUGUAAAAUCCUUACUAUCCCUGGAUUUUAGAAAGCUGUAUGUGGAGGUGUUGAAGGAGAACGGCGCUCUGAGAGAGAAGCUUCAGGAGACGCAGCUGCAGCUCAGCGAGUGUAAAGUAGAGCUCGAGCGACUCCGACAGGUCUGCAGGCAGGAAAACGGCUGUGACCGACCGGCUCUACUGGAACUAGAAAGAUUUGAAAAGAAAGCUCUGGAGAGGAAAGCAGCAGAGCUUGAAGAUGAACUCAAGGUUCUUGUCGAUUUGCGUGCCGAUAACCAGAGGCUGAAAGACGAGAACGCUGCACUCAUUCGUGUCAUCAGUAAACUCUCCAGAUGAGCCUGCCUCUUCCGCCACUUCACUGAAACCACUGCCCAUCUCUAUCCCCAGAAUAAACUCGAAGAACGCUCUUCUCCUUCAGCGUGGUCAUAACACACUGCAACUGUGUGUGUCUGUGCGCAUGUGUGUGUGAGCUAUCUCACCCCUCGGGUGGCUAAACUACUGUUCUCCAAAUUAACCUGCACACAAAGGUGAACAGACCAAGCCGCAGCACAACCCUCAGUUAAAACAGCACACGGACAUGACAUCAGGAAAUUGUAGACCUCCGAUUACGACUGGCCUGAUUUUGCUCGUUCCAGGUCUCAAGAGCGGUAACACAUUACUUGAACUCAGUGAUCAGUUCAUAAACACAGGCACAAUUAUACAGCGUGUACAGCAGUGAUAGGUUACAACUAUCAUAUAGCAACGGCCACACAACCUUCGCUUAAGUGGAACAUUGUAUUUAACGUUUAACAAAAGCUAGAAUGCAAGAAUCUCAUCAUUUUUUUUUUUCCAUAAUAAUUUUAAGACAGAAAAAACAGGCUGGUGAAGAAACUAGCAUUUGUAGCUUCUAAGUGAUAACAGGAACCAGCUCGUGUUACACGCACGUUCCCCAACGUUACAUAUAAUUAUAAAUGAAUUAAUGAUUAUGAAGUGAUAAUUUCGGGCAAAUUAAUGUGGGAGCAAAACACAGUUGAGGAAAUGCAUUUAUUGGACAAUAAUCAACUUCAGAAAAGGUCACAGUUACUUUGUUUCAUUGAUUAUUUUCCUAUAAUAGCACAAGCAUGUGACGUACCGUGUGUUAACUGCCAUGUGUUUUAUCAUACGUGGCACUAUUCCAUAACUAACAACGGCUUAUUCCAGCAUAUGUGCUGAUGUGUUUCUGACACGUUCGUGUCAGUGUUAUGACACCGGGUUCAAGUAACGUGUCACCUGAAGUCCAUACUUGAAGUACAGCAGGUUGGAGGCAAAAUGCAGGGUGCUUUUUUUUCCCGUAUAUUUAACUAGAUCUUUUUUUUAUAAUUUUUUUUUUUGUGCACUGUUCUCUUAAUUAUGUUUUUGUUGUGUUUUUUUUUUUUGUUUUUUUUUAACCUUGUAGCCUAAUGCAAAAUAAGCCAGUACAAGGUUGCCAGUUUAUAUUCUUCUUCUUCGCUUUAGUCAUGUGUAUCCACUGUAGCUUGUAGUUUAGAUUCUGACAGUGUUGGACACCAGAGGGCACGGCCAAAUAUCAGCUUUUAGGACACAACCAAAAAAAAAGGCACGUCUGGAUUUUGCCAGUUGACGUGUCAGAGUUGUUGUUGUUUUUUUUAAGUUUUUUUUUUUUUUCUCUGAGUUGCUAACUUGGUCAUAUGACAGAAUUUCUUUUCACGACUCCACAACCUAGCAUGAAAUAUAGGUCAUUUAGCAAUUUCUCUAGUCAUUUCUUAAUGUCUGCUUAAUAUUAAAGGUGCAGUUUGUGAUAUUUAAAAGCGAUAGCAUCGUUUGAAAAAAUGCCAUACGAAAACUGUUGUGUAUUAUUCCAUUUUAGCUUCUGUUUACAUUUUUUUUUUUCCGGGUCCAAAAUUCAGCACCGCUCCCCGGAUUUAAACACCACCGCUCAGAUGUUUCCAGCUCGGAUCGAGGGAACAGUUGGGAUUAUCAGUUUACCGUGGCCGUUUUCUUCACAGACAGCAGAGGGCACAAAAUUACAAACUGCUCCUUUAAUAUUGUCUCUAUCAAAGGGCCCCUUUAUGGCGUCACCUUGCUAGCAUAGGACUGAAAAAUCCUGAAACUGUUAUUUCUCUUGUCUCUGACGCCACUAGUCAGGUUUGUAAGCAUGUUCGGUAAACCGUUAUAUUAGCAAAUGUCGAAGAUAAAAAUGUGCACUUUGCAUAUUUAGGUGAAAGCCGUGUGUUUACACUGGAAAAUGCUGCAGAAUGUAGAAUACGAUUAACACCUAGAGGAUACUUCAGGAAGACCAUGAGUUCAGUGACCCUAGUUUUGUAAUCGGCUUCUGUAUCAGAUCCUCUGCUGCAGUUUAUCCAGUCAGAAGCAUUCAUAUAAAUCAUCUAGCUGAUGUCGGCUCAUCAAACCACAAACAAGCUAUAAAAAUAAGCUCAAAAAUGGGAUAGUUUUACUGAUAUUCAGAGGUUUGUUUGUUUUUAUUAGUGGCAUGAUGGCAUUGUUUAGGGAAAAAACAAACGAUGAUUGGACCGUGAUGUGUGUUUAUUCUCCCAGCAACAAUACAUCAAAUCAGACAUAUUCCAUCUGUUCAUAGACCGUGGCACUAUUUCAACCUAAUCAGUUUAGGUGAUCUUCAGAUAAAUAGCUAAUUUACUCAUCGGUAAGUGUUAGGAAUGAUGGUUAAAUUGUCGCUAGUCAGUCAGGUUAUUUGCUUUGUAGAAAGGAAUAGAAUGAAACCGGACCUUUGGCGAAUUGUACAUGAAUAUCUCCGUGCUAGAACGUGGCGUGGAAGCACUUUCUGUAAGUUCUAGAAGGGGCAGCGCCGUUAGAGGAAGCUGUACAGUCUAUAAUUUGUGUUGUACAUUUUGUGUAAGUAAUACUAGUAUCCUAGGUUAUAUCAAGCUGAAGAAAAGAAGUAGUGAUGUCACAUGAUCAAGUAUGCUAAUCAUUUCUUGCUUACACUCCACCCUUUUUUGACCAGUGACACCUGACGCUCUGCAAAAUCAGGACCACGCUUGCAUUGUUAGAAUCAACACAAAUGCAAAUGUGCCAAAACCUGAAGCUCCACUCCUGCGUGGCUACAGGUGCUACGCUGUUGAGGACAGGGGCUUUCUCUCUCUAUCGCUCUCUCUCUCUCUCUUUCUCUCUCUCUUUGUGUCUUUCUCUCAGGACAAGAUUAGAUCAACACUGUACUCAAGCACACUGCUACUGUAUGUCGGACCAAACAGUCAUUGACAUUGUUGCUGUUUCUCAGCGAGCGAGUAUUUAUGAGUGUAAGUGAUGUAUUACAGAACUCGUGUCCUGUGCCAAUGGUGGUGUAGGGAUUUAUUUUUUUUUUUUUUUUUGUCAUUUAUUUUCCAAGAGAAGGAGGAGAAGAAUGUUUAUACUGUGAUUCCUGCUCUUAGAGGAACAGGCGCUUUAUAAGGUCAAAGCUUUUGACAGUUUACCAUCACGUUGUUGUUGUUUUUUUUUUUUUACUAUUAAUUGCUCUUGUUUUUAUUAAUAUUAAUUUUAUGCCAAUGCAUGCCAAGAUUGUAUUUCAAAAAAAAACAAAAAAAAACAUGUGCCUUUCUACAUAUCUAUUUUAAUAUUUUGAUGUUGCUCAGUUGAAAAGCUCUGGGCUCGUUGGCCCAAAAGUGCUCCAGUAGACUCCUACAGAUUCUGCUGUCAUUAAAAAAAAAACACACAUACAACCGUCUGCAUUUGGUGAAACAGCCAAUAAAAUUCAAUGGAAUCA
Molecule: messenger RNA, 5800 nt
Organism: Tachysurus fulvidraco (yellow catfish)
Lineage: Eukaryota; Metazoa; Chordata; Actinopteri; Siluriformes; Bagridae
Gene: ppp1r12c
Product: protein phosphatase 1, regulatory subunit 12C
Exons: 20
Coding region: 316-2421 (701 amino acids)
Biological process (GO): signal transduction
Cellular component (GO): cytoplasm
Molecular function (GO): enzyme inhibitor activity; protein kinase binding; phosphatase regulator activity
Source: RefSeq, a predicted model, not a curated record